GGAGUUGGGGCAGGGUCCGGGAGGGGGUGGCGGACGUUAGAAGGCGAAGAACCGCUUCACUGAUUAUCUGCAGCUGCAGCAGCGGGGACUAAGGCGUACCACCCAGCGGGACCAUGUCUGACAAGCGGCCUGUAGCGACCGACCCAAAAGGCAGGCGGCUCGCGGACUCCUUCAAUGAUAACCCCAGCAAGGGCCUUGGUUGUUGUGGAUGGAUUCUGGUGGCUGUAUCCUUCUUCUUCACAGUUAUUACCUUCCCAUUCUCAGUGUGGAUGUGCAUAAAGAUCAUAAAGGAAUAUGAGAGAGCUAUCAUCUUCAGACUGGGUCGAAUUCUACAGGGAGGAGCCAAAGGGCCAGGGCUCUUCUUUAUCCUGCCUUGCACUGACAGCUUUAUCAAAGUGGACAUGAGGACCAUUUCAUUCGAUAUUCCUCCUCAAGAGAUUCUCACCAAGGACUCUGUGACUGUCAGUGUGGAUGGAGUGGUCUAUUACCGUGUCCAGAACGCCACCCUGGCAGUGGCUAACAUCACCAAUGCUGACUCAGCCACCCGCCUCCUGGCACAGACCACCCUGAGGAAUGUCCUGGGCACAAAAAAUCUCUCCCAGAUCCUCUCUGACCGGGAGGAGAUUGCCCAUAACAUGCAGGCCACUCUGGAUGAUGCCACUGAUGACUGGGGGAUAAAGGUGGAGCGAGUGGAGAUUAAAGAUGUGAAGUUACCUGUGCAGCUGCAGAGGGCCAUGGCUGCAGAGGCUGAGGCUUCCCGGGAGGCCCGAGCCAAGGUCAUUGCUGCAGAAGGGGAGAUGAAUGCUUCUCGGGCCUUAAAAGAAGCAUCAAUGGUCAUCACUGAGUCCCCAGCCGCUCUCCAGCUGCGCUACCUGCAGACCCUGACAACCAUCGCUGCAGAGAAAAACUCAACCAUUGUCUUUCCGCUGCCCAUAGACAUGCUUCAGGGCAUUGCAGGGAUAAAGCACUAGGCUUGCCUAGGACUGGGCAGAGCCAAGCUGCCCAGAAGGAAGGCUGAGCUGGGGAACCAAAGUAGCCUUUAGUCUGCAGAGUGAAUGGGGUGAGGGAGCUUUCACCCCUUUCUCCUCCUUCCCUUUCUUCUCCUUUCUGUCCUGAUAUGCCGAGUUUGAUGUGCGUAGACUAUCUAGUGAUCAUAAGAACAAGCCAAUGAAUCAUUAGCUUUGGUGACUUUUGAAAGAGAUCAGACAGCUGGAUGAUUUAUGAUAUUUUAUGCUUUUCAUGCUUUUGAUAAUCCUUUUGUAGCUCAAAUAUCUCUUUUGGUUGAGUCCGUCCAUUGCUCAUCUCGGCAGCCCAGGGAAAGGGCAAGCACUAACACCUUCCCAUCACCCUCACUCUCUUUCCCUUACCCACAUUUACUAAGCUCAAGCUAGAAAGUGAUACCAGCACAUAAUGAAAACACAGAGUAUUAGAACGUGAAAUGGUAGGGCUGGAAGGGACCUUUAGGGAUCCUAAGAGGAGUACGUUGGACCAAAUAAUCUUUAAGACUCUUCCUAGUUCUAAAUCUAGUUCUAUCCCUUCAUUUUACAUGGGAAAAAAUUGAGGCCUAGAGAGGAGAAAAGAUUUGCCUAAGGCCACACAGUGAGGGAGUUGCAAAGCCACUAGGAUGCUAGGUCUCUUGAUACCCAGGCUGGGGUCCUCCUUUCUGCUCAACAGCUGUUGCCUCCUGCUCUGAUAGGGGACUCUAUUCCAAACUCCACACUAGUUAUCUUAUAGGAGGCCUCCGUUCAAAGGACAAUUUCUCAGUGGUCCCUUUCCCUAACUUCCCCCGUUGAACUCAAACUGUAUUUUGAACUCGGUCCCCUUUGUUGAAAGAGGCCUCUUGCUUCUUCAUCAUGGGGAGAGACUAGAGUUUUCAGACCCUGCCCUUGAUACCAGAGAUGGCUAUAUUCCGCUGCCUUGAAAGACGUCACUGGCUUCUUGUUGUCAUGGCUGCAGACUGGUAGUCAUGGAGAUGAUAACAUCAGAGCCCCAUUUCUGCCAUUCAGAAAGAUUAAGCCAACCUUUCUAAACCUCUAAGAUCUUUUUAUGAAUCUGCCAUCACUUCUGUCCUUUGCAAAAAGAAGUUUGUUUUUUUCAUUGAUCUGAGUCUCUUUAGUGAGUGAGCGACGUGUUGGCCUUCUUACAAAGCAGCUGAAACCCCUUCCCAGAAGUGCUUUAUUAUCUUAGACUUUCCUAUCUUCAAGCAUCAGGUUUAAAAUCGUUUUGUAUUCUGAUUUUUUAAAAUGAACCUUUCUCUAACUUCUAUAAGCCGACUUUUGUAGAUCUCUUUCUGUACCUUUAGAACUCGAUGUGGUUGUCUUAAAAAAAAGUUACAGGAGAACAAUGUGCUUUAUAGACAUCAUGAUUUCAUGUUAUGUAUAUACUACCGUGAGGUGUCCUUGGUUUGUGAGGACUUAUGGAACAAUUUCCCUACCUUUGCUGAGGGUUCUGUGGAUGGAAACAGCCUCUAUGUGUUCCUUGUACCCACUGUUAGAUUUAAGGGCUAAGUGGGGAGGGCCCAGGGAAUAACCCCUGGAAACUAGAAGUUUAAAUACGCAUUCAAUUCCAUUUCAUCAGUCUGCCUCACUUUUUUUCCCUUCCUGUAUUUCACACUGAGAAAAUUAAUUAAUACCUAGUACUCUUCCCACUGAUAAAUAGGCAGUGGUCUAUUUCACACUUCCUCUGAGGCUUGGGGCUGACCUGGAAACAUCCUAGGGUAAAGGCUUCUUUACACAAAAUCCUCUGUGCUCCAAUUCUCAAGUUUAGACAUAGUCAUUCAUUCCCCUGGCUGAUUUGCCAUCAUUUUUUUUCUUCCUCCCAGUUAGGGAUUUUUUUUUCAUUUACUUUGUGGGUCUCUUGGGCUUUUUUCUUUUUUAAAUAUAGAACACAAAAUUCGUAGUUAUAUUUUUUUAAUUUAAAGUUUUUAUGUUUUUGUUACCCACUUCUAAAAAGGCUUUCCUACCCUACCCUAUCCCUCACCCCUUAAACAGGUCUGUUGACCAAAGAAACUAUAUAUUCUGGCUGUGUGCUCAGUUCUCUGUCUCACACUUGUGGAGUUUACGAUUUUCCCUGGUUGCUUUAACUCUAGAUCCCAAGCUGCCUUCCCUUGUCUAUUUUAGAGAUAUCACAGAACAAUAGCUUUGGGUGGAAAAGCUUGUUUAGGGACUGGACUGGAAGCUGAAGACCGAGGAUUCUCCCAAGGGGACCUUAAUAAAUUAUCGUGUGCCUCUCU
Molecule: messenger RNA, 3232 nt
Organism: Trichosurus vulpecula (common brushtail)
Lineage: Eukaryota; Metazoa; Chordata; Mammalia; Diprotodontia; Phalangeridae
Gene: STOM
Product: stomatin
Exons: 7
Coding region: 114-971 (285 amino acids)
Cellular component (GO): plasma membrane
Source: RefSeq, a predicted model, not a curated record